AUGGAGCGGUACGAGAAGCUGGGCAAGGUCGGGGAAGGCUCCUACGGCGUCGUCUUCAAGUGCCGCAACAAGGACACCGGGCAGAUUGUGGCCAUCAAGAAGUUCCUGGAGUCCGAGGAGGACCCGCUGAUCAGGAAGAUCGCCCUGCGGGAGAUCCGCAUGCUGAAGCAACUGAAACACCCCAACCUGGUGAACCUGCUGGAAGUCUUCAGGAGGAAGAGGCGGCUGCAUCUGGUCUUUGAAUAUUGUGACCACACAGUUCUCCAUGAGCUGGACAAGCACCCACGGGGGGUGCCAGAGCAUCUGGUGAAGAGCAUAACCUGGCAGACCCUGCAAGCUGUGAACUUCUGCCAUAAACACAAUUGCAUACACCGAGAUGUAAAGCCAGAGAACAUCCUGAUAACCAAGCACUCGGUCAUCAAACUGUGUGACUUUGGAUUUGCUCGCAUACUGACUGGUCCAAGUGAUUAUUACACAGACUAUGUGGCUACCAGGUGGUACCGCUCUCCAGAGCUGCUUGUGGGAGACACCCAGUAUGGUCCUCCUGUGGACGUAUGGGCCAUUGGCUGUGUCUUUGCUGAGCUGCUCUCCGGGGUGCCCCUGUGGCCAGGCAAGUCUGAUGUCGACCAGCUGUACCUCAUCCGGAGAACCCUGGGGGAUCUCAUUCCCAGGCACCAGCAAGUGUUCAGCACCAACCACUUCUUCAGUGGGGUUCAAAUUCCAGACCCUGAGAGCAUGGAGCCGUUAGAAGUGAAAUUCUCUAAUAUUUCAUACUCUGCUUUGGCUCUCAUGAAGAGUUGCCUUCGCAUGGACCCAGCAGAAAGGCAGACGUGUGAGCAGCUGUUGCAGCAUCCCUAUUUUGACAGCAUCAGGCAGGCAGCAGAUCUGGGAAAAGAACAUGAGAAAACAGCUCGGAAACCAGCCAGGCCCACUCGGAAGCACGUAGCAGGGGUAAUGUUUUCCUUGCAGGAUUUAUUACAGUAUCUGCCUCAACUGACCAGUAGUAACCUCCUGCCAGCUCUGGACAGCAAGAAGUGCUGCUGCAAACCAAGAAGAUCAAACUACCACUUCCCCAACAUCUAA
Indicator indicator is the source of this 1083-nucleotide messenger RNA. It is a transcript of the gene CDKL1, whose product is annotated as cyclin dependent kinase like 1. Gene Ontology annotation, biological process: protein phosphorylation. The transcript has 9 exons. Lineage: Eukaryota; Metazoa; Chordata; Aves; Piciformes; Indicatoridae. Bases 1 to 1083 code for a protein of 360 amino acids. Gene Ontology annotation, cellular component: nucleus. Gene Ontology annotation, molecular function: ATP binding; cyclin-dependent protein serine/threonine kinase activity. The record is from RefSeq and is a predicted model, not a curated record.